UCCAACUUAUCAUCUUAUCGCCUCUAAAAAUUUAAAUAAAACACUAUAAAGUGUUUAUAUAAUGUGUCAUUACAUACCUAUUUGAAGGUUUGUGUCAAAUUUGAAUCGGGUUUUUAGGGCGGUGCUGAAGUGAUCUUCAGUGAUGAUGCAAAAAAAGACUAGGUAUCCCCCCCUUACCCCCGUCGCUGUCCAUUUCUUGUUUUUAAAUUAUGAGAGAAGUGCUACACCUGGUGGAGAGAAAUUGUAAGACAGAAAUAGUUGCUUUAUACGUGCUGUACGUUACGGCAUGACACGUCACGAUGUAACAGAGGGUCAGUUUUUUCAACUUUUCUCCAAUACUAUAGAGCCAUUACCAUGUCGAUCAACGCUUGAAUAGAAACGUAGUUCACACCCCAGAUUUUGAAGUCAACACAGUCGCUACAGUCCCAUUAGUUUUCUUUGCAGCCUCGUUUGGAUGUUGCGAUUGCGCACAUUUGUACGGAAUGGGGUGAGUUUACGUUAGCUAGCUUCAUCAACAAAUGGAACUCCCAGACAAACACUAGUUAACUAGCUAGCAACAACCCUAAACUCCUGCUAGCUAUAAAUACCUUUUAUUCAUCCCUGCUGGUUAGCUGAUAUUAGCUAACGUUAACUAAAUCAGUAGCUAGCCAAAAGUUAGCUGGCUAGCUAGCUAGCUCUCUACAUUCAGAUGGAGUGCAAAACAUGUAAAUGUACAACAAACAUUAGAUGUUCAGACAUUAGACUUACUGUAUACAUUGUUAGCUUACCUUAUCAAACCAUGCUGCCUGCUAAUUAUCUAUAAGCUAUGUUUCAACUUUAUUUUUAAAGAUUUUUUUUCAUUGAACAGUUUGAAAUGAUGUGCGUUCUGGCUCAUUAAUUCACAUAGAAGUAGCCCAUAUCACUGUGGCGAACAAUUUACGUUUGAGUCAUGCUAUGCUAUUGUACGGCGUGGAUUCGCUAGAUGAGCAGGAAAAUCUUCGAUGAGAGCCCAACCAUUUUUUACAUUUACAUUUUAGUCAUUUAGCAGACACUCUUAUCCAGAGCGACUUACAGUAGUGAAUGCAUACAUUUUUUUUUGUACUGGCCCCCCCGUGGGAAUCAAACACACAACCAUGGCAUUGCACACACCAUGCUGGCAUUGCAAACACCAUGCUCUACCAACUGAGCCACAGGGAAGCACUCCCCCAGUGUUUCCCAAGGUCAAGUAUGCAGACAUUUGCCCAUCUCCAGUCAGAACAGAACAGAACAGAUACUAAUAAUGACUUUGUACAUGUGUGCGUUCCUAUCAAAAUAGGUGCUUUAUUACCUUAUCAUAAUACAGUUUCUGUAUAUCGUGUAAUGUCAUUUCUACUGUAGCACACCGUAUUUAUGGAGCCUAAUGUAUUUUGUGUGGCUGCCUUUACAACCACGGACACGCAAGGUACUAAUUUCAUAACCUUUAUGGUGUUAUACACAAUUGUUCUUAUGUAGCUACAUUCUUCUAUUAGUUCUGUAAAACAAUGCUAAUGGUGUUAGCUUGUGUUAUAUCUUUUGAAGCUGCCCUGGCAUUAUCAUGAUCAUUGCAUUAGCCUGUGUAUUCAUUUGGCCUGUUUAGCAUACUUCUGCCCCCUUGUGGAGCUCUUCAGUUAUCAUUCACAAGUGUCAUAUUGUCAAUGCAACGUAUUAUUUUAUGUUACUUCCUUAUACUAUUGUUUUAUUGCUAUAUACUGAUUGUAUUUUAAUUACUAAUAGUUUUUCUUAUGUCUGUACUUUCAGAUACCACACACACAAACAAUAUUGAACAUAAUUUGCCCACAUCAUAACUGGAACUGGAUACCUUUCUUGCUGAAGAUUGAAGCCAUGUUUUGUAUGCUAGCAACAUACUGUGAGAGGGAUUGGGGAGGAUGAGGGAGUGGAGAGGAUGAUGAGGCAGUGGGGAGGUGUUGCUUGUGUAGGAAGAGAGAGAAAAGGAAGGUGGAAAUGGAACUGCCAAAUCAUGCCAAACAAAUACUACUGCAACUCAACCAGCAGAGGGCUAAGGGCUUCCUGUGUGACGUCAUCAUCGUGGUGGAGAACGCUCUGUUCCGAGCCCACAAGAACAUCCUAGCAGCCAGCAGUAUCUACUUCAAGUCCCUGGUUCUCCACGACAACCUCAUCAACCUGGACACAGAGAUGGUGAAUCCCUCUGUUUUCCGACAAGUCCUGGACUUCAUCUACACGGGGAAGCUUCUGUCCUCAUUGGACCAGAGUAGUGAGCAGAACUACAGUGCCCUCUUGACCGCAGCCAGCUACCUCCAGCUCCAUGACCUCGCCGCGCUGUGCAGGAAGAAGCUCAAGCGAAGCGGUGGCAAGCCUCUGCCGGGUAAACUCUCUACCUCGGGUCCCCUCAGCCGACUGCGCCACAACAACGAGCGCCUCUCAUCCUCCACCCUCACCGCCUCCCACAACCACUACAUCCUCGCCCCCUCCGACGCAGACCAGCCCGAUGACGGCCUCCGGGACAAGCUCUCGGAUGAUGAGAUGUUCAUCGGGAGCACCGCUGGGAAGAAUGGGACCUGCGGGAGUGGUAGUAAUGGAAACCUCAGUAAUGGUUUGAGCGGCAGGGAGACAGAUCUCGGGCUGGACCUGUCCAAGAAGAGCCCUCCAUCGGCAGGCACCACAACAGACGCACUCAGCCCUCACAGCAACUCCCAGGGCUCCCCUCAAUCUGCCUCAGUAUCCACAACCAACAGUGCCUCACUGGAUGAUUCCACCACCACUCUGCCCAGUCUGGACACCACCGGCCCAGAGCCCAUGGAGCUCAUACCCACCCCCAAAGCCCCUGAAGACAGUCAGGCCCAUCCAGACGCUCCCCCGCCCCGCAAGAGCUCCCGCCAGGUAGCCCGCAAGAAGGAGUGGCCCAAGAGAGAGGCCUCUGGCCUGAAGGCUGAGGAUCAUGACCCGCCCCUGGUCAAUGGUGUGAUCAUGGGACCUAAAGAGGGCUGCUCAUCCAGUGGCGUAGGCGGGGACAGCAGGUGCAGCUUUCCCUCAGACCAGUCCUUCCAGUGUAAAGAGGAGGAGGAAGUAGGGCAGAAUGGGCAGGAGCACAGUGACCAGAGCGGGCAUAGUGAUGGAGAGAGUGGAGGAGGAGGGCACCACAGCGCCAACUAUGUGUACCGGCAGGAAGGGUUUGAGCCAGCAUUUGGGGACAACUUGUAUGUGUGCAUCCCCUGUGGGAAGGGCUUUCCCAGCUCGGAGCAGCUCAAUGCCCAUGUGGAGACGCACACAGAGGACGAGCUCUACAUCAAAGAGGAGGUAGGGGCCUUUGUGAAAGAGGAAGAGGCUGAGGACCUCUCGGCCCCCGUGGCUCCCACCACAUUCGGCAUCUCCGAGCCACGGCCCUUCAAAUGCACCGUAUGCAGUAAGAGCUACAAAGACCCGGCGACCCUGAGACAGCACGAGAAGAGCCACUGGCUGACCCGACCCUUCCCAUGUAACAUCUGUGGGAAGAUGUUCACCCAGAGAGGCACUAUGACGCGCCACAUGCGGAGCCACCUGGGCCUGAAACCGUUUGCAUGCGAUGAGUGUGGUAUGCGCUUCACACGCCAGUACCGGCUGACGGAGCACAUGCGUGUCCACUCGGGAGAGAAGCCGUACGAAUGCCAGCUGUGCGGUGGAAAGUUCACCCAGCAACGCAACCUCAUCAGCCACCUGAGAAUGCACACCUCACCCUCCUAAAACACAUCAAGCCAAAGAAUGCUUUUUCAUUUUUUCCCCACCUCACAACCAAACAAAUGCACACUCAUGCAGAAACACAGGUACACACUCUCUCUCUCACACACACACACACACACACACACACACACACACACACACACACACACACACACACACACACACACACACACACACACACACACACACACACACACACACACACACACACGUAAACAUAGAUUUCUAUACACAACCACCUGGCUUAAUGUGUGUAGUGGUUGUCCAGAGUCAGCAUGUGGCAGGAUGGUCAUGGAAAACAACCCCAGCUUGUCCACCACCUCUAGAAGUCUAGACGGGCAGUGUACCUCCCCUUCCGCCCCUCUCUCUGGAGUCACCUAUGGUGGGUGUGAGGGCAUGGACCGGUGGUUGUCUCUCUUAUAUCUUGUAAAUGUGAAUGGGGUACUGCUGUAACCUCAGGCCCACCUCAUGCCUCUCAGUCCUAAUACACCCUCAACACCUUUACUUGGUAGUAUUUAGGCCUUUGACUUUUUCAAACUGAUCCCUUCUGGGGGUAUUCAGGGUUUCCUCUAUACUCCAACCUCAUUGGUCAAACAACUACGCCAUUCCUCCUUUUAAUUUAGACAGGUCUAAUAUUAUUUACUCUGUCAAUGAUGUACACUACAGGCAAUAAUUUCAAAGAAUGUGUUUUUGUUGUAACCAAACAGCAGCUACUGUAUAUGUCCAAUGCUAAUGUGAGUGAACUGGAGAUAAUGGGGAUGUCUGCAUUAGGGUGGAGGGAUGUUGUUGGUCAUAUCCAUGCUUUACCUAAAAGUUUGAUGUCUGAGUUUCCAGAUGAGGGGCUCAAUUUAAUUUACUCCAGAUACACACUCACCUUAUGGUCUCCACUCUACAGCUGGUCUCUGAGAAAGAGAAAGAGGGGAGGUGGGGUUAGUCAUUUUGCCCACGAAAGCUCAUCCUGGGAUACAAAAAAACUAAAUGGAGGUACUUGUUUUACUCAAAGAACUUGUAAUGUUUCUGUGAAUGUUUAAACUGGAAGGUCUUCGGAUGUUUCUUCUUGGGGAAGGGGGAUAUGGGGUGAGGGUGGGGAAGUUAGUUGAACAGGGAAGAGACGGGAGGGAGGGGGGUCGGUGUAGGCUGAACUUCUCGUUUGGUGGGUACGUUUAUGUUUUGUCAGUAUAGCUCUCCUCCCCUUACAAAAAAGAAAAGCUUAUUUUGAUAGGCUUGUGAACUCGCUACCUCUGAUUACUCUUACGAACUCUACAUUGAUUAGUUGAAAGUUACUAAAUGUAAUUAAUUGUAUAAAGUGUGUAGAUAGUAACUUUUCCCCUAAUGCUUUAACCUGCUUUAAGCUGCCCAUCUCUCAACACAGGUUUUUCAUGCAUUUUAGAUUUUUACAUGUUAACAUUAUUUUAACUGUCUUUUUUUUUUUUUACUUCUUGUCAUAAAGAUAGCUUUCCGGGUGCUCUUCUCAAUGAACAGGCCCCCACCUCACAAUGUACUGUAUUUUCUUGCAAAUAGUGGUUAGUGAAUUUAGAUGCACAGUGUUCCAAAGAUCUAAUGAAUGUUAAGGCGAACGGAGCUGACUAACACAUUUUGCUAGACAAGUUCAUAACCAAAGUUUAAAAAAAAGAUGUACUUAAGAUAUAUAGCAUACUUAACUAUUUCACUUUUGAUUUGUCUUUUUACUGUAUGAAAAAACAAUUUAAGAAUUGUAUUCUAGGUCCAGACAAUUGAAACCCACAGUUGUGUUGGACUAUUGACCAAUGACUCUUGAGACUCUUGAGUUUCUGUGUGGUUUGCAAGGAAAGCUUGUGCUGAUUGGUGGGCUGGUGUUAACAUAAACUUUACAUGUAAAGUAACUGUAGAGUUUACAAUGUUCCCUGAACUUUAUUUUUAUUUGUAACAAGGGUCCUUCUCAUCACUUUAUAUUCCCUGACCUAAAAGCAGGACUUGAUUACAUUUUAUGUGUUCUGUUCAGACCAAAAAAAGAAGAAAAAAUGAUAGAAAUUAUAAUAAUGACAUUUUUUAUGUGAAGUUCUAAGUUUGCUUGUUAGUUUAUUGAGCCAGACUUGUGAAAGCUUGUAUUGGAAGGGAGAGGCAAGGAUGCACUGGACAGCUCAAUUCUUCUCUCAAUUGUAUUCACUCAUACCGCAUGGUUAUGAAAAUGUAAAUUUUAGUCAUUUAGCAGUGCUCUUAUCCAGAGCGAAUUACAGUAGUGAGUGCAUACAUUUUAGUACUUUUUUUUGUACUCCCAGUUGCCUCCCAUAUGGGCCAUUCUUAUUGAAUAUUUAUUUAUUAGCAUAGUACUACAAAUUAUAAACACUCUACAAGAGGGAUGCAUGUCCCUCUACUGUAAUCAUUCUCCACUGAAACCCAAGCUGUCUGUCUUAGCUUGUCCGGUGUGUCCCGACUCUUAUGGUAAAUUAUGGGGAAGAGAAACCUUCAGUGCAAGUUUUUGGUAUAGGCAUUCCUCUAUUAUUUUGGUUUUACCUAUCUUUUUUAUUUCUAUUCCUCCUUCAUCCUCAUGGUUGGUCUGUGAAAUGUUUUGUCAUCAUACAGGGAGGCUGCUGCAGUCAUACAAGCAUCGUUAUCGUUUCAAGGUAACUGCGUCUUGGACUCUGAGAUGUUACUUUAAAAAAAAUGUUUUGCUGUUCACGCCGAGGUAAAAGCAGUUACUGCUGAGUGAAUGCAUGGUACGUGUGUAUUUUUAACCCCCACCACCACCACCACCACCCACCCUCCGACCUGAAAUCCAUCAUGUAAUGAAUUUUUUCCUGUGACCUCUUCUUACUUAUUAUGGAGUCCACGAUGCAUUGCCUUCAGACGCUAUUGUUCUUGUCAGCACUUAAGCAGUACAGCAUAAUGUUUGUGAUGCUCAAAAGGUCUUUUUGUACAGCAAGAUCUCUAGCCAUCUCUGCAAAUUCUUUGCAGCUGCAGCCGAACUAGCGUUUAUUAGUUUGGCGAAAACAAAAAAAUAUUAACUUAAACUGCGAUACUACUACUACUAUUACUACUACUACUCAAAUACUUCAGGGAUUGUUCUGCAUCUAUGAAUGUAGGACUCUCAGCUACAUUUGUAAGACAUAGUAUUGUAUCAAUUUCUCUGUAUUUUACUCAUGGGAAAACCAAAACACUAGUUUCAUAUUUAAAAGAUUUUAAAAAAUGGGGGGUACUUUUUCAACUAACACAAAGAGCCUUAACAAAAGGCAGGGCAGCUCAAUACAAAAGUCGACUUUUUAGUUAGGAUCAUAAUAUCUUUCGAAAUAGUCGCAAAGUUGUACAAAGAACUAAGACCUAAAAAAAAGCUCAUACCCAAAUCCACGAACUAUUUUUUAAACCAAAGCACAUUUGAAUGAUUAUGGAACAGUGUGUGGCAAAAAAAAAAUGAUACAUAUGUAUUUAUCUCAUUGUUUACAUAAACUUUUACAGUUUUACAGACCUCAGUUGAGGCUCGGCCAGUCAGAGGUGUGGUUGUAUGUGUUUUUUGCUUUUUCCACAGAGGUUUUGCUGCCAAAACAAAAGCUUCAGCAUCAGCGUCAACCCUGCGGCAGACUACUUCAUAUUUAAAUUGGGGAGGGGGUUGCAGUUUUAGGGGUGCAUCGCCCCCCUCUGCCAUCUGGCUUUGGGGUGACCUUGUCCCCCUGCCCUAUGAACCAUCUUCAGAAGAUGGGACUGGGGGGAUGGGAUGGAUGGGACAGGGGUUAGGGGGGGGGGGUGUUGCUGUUGCGGAAGGGCUGGGAUGACGUUAGAACUCUCUUAGGCUGCGUUUACACAGGGAGCCCAAUUCAGUUUUUUUGGCCCAAUUAUUGGCAAAAGAGCUGAUCUGAUUGGUCAAAAGACAAAUUAGUGGGAAAAUUAUUAGAAUUGGGGUACCUGUGUAAAUGCAGCUUUACUGUACCUAGGGACUUUAAAAACAUGAUUGAAAACUAUAGUGACUGGGAUUUGUUAAUUGCAUGUGAGCAGGUCUAUUUGCUAGGAAAGAUGAAUCAAUUUUCAAUGUUAUAUUGUAUUUGUGUACCUCUGACCGAUAUUCUAUCGAUUCCCGAGGUCAUUUCAUGUUUAAUGUGUAUCUGAGCUAUUCACUGUUCAAGCAGGUAGAAAUACUGCCGGUAUGAAUCGUUUUUCAUCAUAUGAUGCAAAACUUGAACGGCGAAUAGGUCCGAUACACAUUAAAUGACCCUGUAAAUACAUAGAACAUUUCUCAGAGAUGCACAAAUAUGAUAUAACAUUCCAAAUGAGUGAAUCUUUCCUUUAACUGUGAAUGUUCUUGAUGCUUCUGCUUAUUUGAUGUUUGGAAAGGAUGAUGAUGAUUUCUUAGCUGCCUGUGUUCUGCCUAUUUGUAAAAGCAACACAAUCUUAUGGCUGGCCUUGCCUCAUACAAAGUUGGUGCAAACACUUAUUGACAGUGUUCUUUUUUUAAUCAAAUGUCUAUUGUUGUCAGUGAUGAAUGUAUUUAUUUCUCUGGUCCUGCAUUUGCCUCCACUAAGACUUUUCUCAGUGUGUGAGACUGAGGUUCAGGCAGGACCCUUUUUGGUUGUAUUUUAUUUUGAGGAUUUCAAGCGGAGAAACAAAAAUGAGACAAAACAUAGCCAUCAACCACAAUCUGUGAAGUUGUAGACUUUUUUGGGGUGAACAGAUACAUUUUUAUGUCAAAAUGACAACGACGUUCUCUGGCAUUUUUGUAUCUUCUCUCUCAGCUAAAACAAACAACAUGUUUUGGGUGUCAAGAGGAGUUACUCACUGUUUGGCUGGACAUAGGGGUUUAAACGAUUAACUUUAACCCUCUGUGUACCUCUGUCGAUGUCUGUCGGGCAUCAUGGCUCAUCUGUGGGCCAUAUAUUGUAUCUCUUCACAAACAUCCUCUGCCUGGGUGUUGCCAAGCCACUGCCAUUUAGAAAAUCUAUUCCUCCUCAUCAACCUCACCCCUUUCUUUCUCCAAACGAUAGAGUCAUCUCUAUGAUGUACAUUUUUUUUGUCUUAAACCACUCGCCACUUAUCAUUUCUCUUGGACUUUUUUAUUUGUUUGUGUCUCUGACAAUUCUGUAGAGUGAGGGGGUAUUAGGGCUGCUUUUUUAAAGCCCCUCGGAAGGUCCAGGCGCGCUCAUAUCGGUUCACAUUAAUUGCAGUUUACUCUUUCUCUUACCUCAUCAUUGUAGUGUUUCUGUGCGUUUCAAAAAUAUUAUAUCAUUAUGCAGUGUUACAAAGCUUUAAGAAACAUUAUACAAAGUUCUGGGAAUUCAAACCAUGAUGUUUUCCCUACUCAAAGCUUGUCCGAGUUACCUCUCUUUGUAUUACUGUAGUUACACCCAUGCGAUUGUCUAGUUUCACCUUUUUUCUCCCUGUUGUUGUUGUCCCCUGUCUAUUCACCAGGUCUGGUCUGUGCUGUGUCUACGGAGUAGCUCCAAUUUACUUAAUCAAACUCAACCAAAGCUAGUUUUGAAAUGGCGUCUGGCACACCACAGUGUGUUCUAAAGCCAAGGUGUAUCUUUAACCGCUAAGCUUUACUACCACUCGCUAUACCCACAAUGUAGCUCACCCUACACCAACCACCCUUUGACCCCAUCCUUAGCUUCCAUGACUCUGCGGCUAACGAAGCUAGUGAUCGUGAUUUCUCCCCAUAUAUCUGUGACUCCAGUGUGUUCCACAUAUUCGACAUCAGUAUUUACCUCCAGGGACAAAAAAAGUAUUACCUCAACUCUGUGUUUACUUGCCAUUUACAUCUCAGCAUUUCUGCAGAUGCAAAUGUAUUUUUUACUCGUUUUUUUUUUUUUUACCGUCCAGUUGUAACCAAAAUAUCACUUAUUUUUGAAAUAGUGUUUGUUAGUCUUGUCAAAUGACUCCAUGUUGAUGGAAAGACAUUAUUAGCUGCUAAACUAGUACUUGAAAACUUGAUUAAAGAAGUUGUCCGUGAAGCAGGUAUAUCAAGCUUCUCUCGGAUCCAUGAAUAGCCGCUGUUCAAUAAUGUAUCAGGAUCGAGGGGCUCACAGGUUCUGGAAUGGACAUGUAGGGUCUUUGACUAUGAAUAAUUGAGGGCUAACAUUCCCUCCCCCCUUAUACACACACAUACACACACUCUUCUACACUUGUUUACACACACACACACACACACGGCCUAAUGCCAUGACCUCCUCUUGCUAGCGGCAGCACCCAGGCUGAGCCCUUCUCUCCACUCCUCUGAGAGCUCGUAUUCAGGUCAGAGCUGUCGCUACGGCGAUGGGGCUCGCUAACUCAGUGUCAUAAAAGUGUAAUACAGCUGACCUCAGCACUCACAACCUUGCAGUCUUAAUAUACAGUGGUGUGAAAAAUAAACUGUUAUUUUAUGAUCUUUUCAUUAAAAGCUUGAUCGAAAAGCCAA
Molecule: messenger RNA, 10051 nt
Organism: Salmo salar (Atlantic salmon)
Lineage: Eukaryota; Metazoa; Chordata; Actinopteri; Salmoniformes; Salmonidae
Source: RefSeq, a predicted model, not a curated record